Messenger RNA from Malania oleifera, 2722 nucleotides. RefSeq names its product hydroxyproline O-galactosyltransferase GALT6-like. The transcript is spliced from 7 exons. Lineage: Eukaryota; Viridiplantae; Streptophyta; Magnoliopsida; Santalales; Ximeniaceae. The record is from RefSeq and is a predicted model, not a curated record. Gene Ontology annotation, cellular component: Golgi membrane. The coding region runs from base 376 to 2373 and encodes 665 amino acids. Gene Ontology annotation, molecular function: galactosyltransferase activity; carbohydrate binding.
ACCGUUUAGAUAGAAAAUUGUAGAAAACGGCGUCGUUUUAUAUAUGCAUUCUUCGUUCCCUUCGAGAAGAACGUCUGUUGUUUCCUCUUUCGCAUGUGAGUAAAGUUUCUAAGAAUAUCAGUCCAAUUACCGACCCAUAAAGAUUCUCUCUCUCGCUUGCUCGCGCGCUCUCUCUCUCUCUCUCUCUCUCUCUCUCUCUCGCUUGCUCGCGUUUGAGCAGCUAAUUGGCCCUUUUGGACCCAAAUUUUUUGAAUCUAGGGUUAGGGUUUCUGCAGAAAGAUCAGAAUCUGGGAAACCGUUUUGCGGGUGGUUCGAUUUCUGCGCAGAAAGCUCCUUCUUUUUCGUGCACAGCUGAAAAUUUUGGGGUUGGGGACGAUGAAAAGAGGGAAGCUUGAUACGGUAGUUUCUGUAACUCGGCUGAAAUCGAUUCAGGUCUUAAUGGGUGUGGUGUUUCUGUAUCUGCUUUUGAUGAGCGUGGAAAUCCCCUUUGUUUGGAGAACUGGGUUCGGGUCGGGUGAGGGGUUCAUCUUCAACGAACGGAUUAGGUUGGAAGGCGUAGAGCUGGGAAUGGCAGGCGAGGAAGCUUCGAAUCUACCCGAAGCUAUCUCUCAUAGAACCUCUCAGGCUUCGAUGCAGAGUCGAACCACAAAGAGGCGAAUGAGAGAGUUCAAAAAACUGUCGGGUUUGGCUUUUAACAAGGAGACUGUGUUUGACGGUGACGGUGGGUUCUCUGAGCUUCAGAUGUCCGCGAAGCAUGCGUGGUCAGUGGGGAAGAAGCUCUGGGAGGAGCUCGAGUCGGGGAAGAUAGAGAUGGAGUCUGCGAAAAAGAAGGCAGACAACAAGUCCGAGAUGUGCCCGGAUUCGAUUUUGCUCUCUGGGUCUGAAUUUAAGAAGCAUGGUCGAAUUAUGGUGAUUCCGUGCGGGUUAACUCUUGGAUCGCACAUUGGGUUCGUUGGGAAGCCUCAUCGUGGUCACUUGGAGCUCGAACCGAAGAUCUCUUUGCUCAAAGAUGGGGAUGAUCCUGUUAUGGUUUCGCAGUUUAUGAUGGAGUUGCAGGGUUUGAAGACUGUUGAUGGGGAGGAGCCGCCCAGGAUAUUGCAUUUUAAUCCUAGAUUGAAGGGGGACUGGAGUGGGAAACCGGUGAUCGAGCAGAAUACCUGUUAUAGGAUGCAGUGGGGGUCGGCACUUCGGUGUGAGGGCUGGAAAUCAAAGGCGGAUGAAGAAACUGUUGAUGAACAGGUGAAAUGUGAGAAGUGGAUUCGUGAUGAUGACAAUCGGUCAGAAGAAUCAAAGGCCACAUGGUGGUUGAGCAGGCUGAUAGGGCGAACAAAGAAGGUGACAGUUGAUUGGCCGUACCCAUUUGUAGAGGACAAGUUGUUUGUUCUCACCCUAAGUGCUGGCUUGGAAGGUUAUCACAUCAAUGUUGAUGGGAGGCAUGUUACUUCUUUUCCUUAUCGCACUGGGUUCGUUCUUGAGGAUGCUACUGGACUGUCUGUAAAUGGGGAUAUUGAUGUGCAUUCUGUUUUUGCUGCCUCCUUGCCCACUUCACAUCCAAGUUUUGCCCCACAGAGGCAUCUUGAAAUGAUUGCUCGGUGGCAGGCUCCUCCUCUCCCUGAUGGACCUGUGGAGAUUUUCAUUGGCAUCCUUUCUGCUGGUAAUCAUUUUGCUGAACGCAUGGCCGUGAGGAAGUCUUGGAUGCAGGAAAAAUCAAUCAAAUCUUCAUUUGUUGUUGUUCGUUUUUUCGUUGCACUGCAUGGAAGGAAGGAAGUGAAUGUGGAGCUUAAGAAAGAAGCUGAGUAUUUUGGCGAUAUUGUUAUAGUACCUUACAUGGAUAAUUAUGACCUUGUUGUAUUGAAGACUGUUGCAAUUUGUGAAUAUGGGGUUCACACAGUGGCUGCAAAAUAUAUAAUGAAAUGUGAUGAUGACACGUUUGUCAGAGUGGAAGCUGUGCUCAAGGAGAUGAUGAAAAUCUCAGAUAGCUUGAGCCUGUAUGUGGGAAACAUUAAUUACUACCACAAGCCCUUGCGUCAUGGUAAAUGGGCUGUAACAUAUGAGGAAUGGCCUGAAGAAGAUUAUCCACCGUAUGCGAAUGGACCUGGAUACAUUGUGUCAUCUGACAUUGCACAAUUCAUCGUUUCUGAGUUUGAAAAGCACAAGCUGAGGUUGUUCAAGAUGGAAGAUGUGAGCAUGGGUAUGUGGGUGGAACAGUUUAACAGUUCAAGGCCAGUGGAGUAUCUGCAUAGCUGGAAAUUUUGCCAGUUUGGGUGCAUUGAAAAUUAUUUAACUGCACACUACCAAUCUCCAAGGCAGAUGAUUUGCAUGUGGGACAAAUUGCAAAAUGAAGGAAAAGCCCACUGCUGCAACAUGAGAUGAUCAUGAUCAUUAUUGUGAGUCACGUUCUAAUUACAAUACGGAAAACUUGGUAAGAAGAUGCACAGGAUACAAGUUUUGCAGACAUUAGAAUAUCCUUGUAUAUAUUAGUUGUGGGUUAAGUUAGAUGAACUAGUGACUUUCAUUUUCCCCACAUUCAUUCAUUUUUUGCACAUUUUCUCCCCCCUCCCACCCCCUAGCCAAUUUUCCUUUUUACAUCUGUAGGAUGGUGAGGAAAAGGAUUGCUAAUGGGAUCUACAUGGUGAAUAUUAGCAAAUUCUUGGUUCUGUAACAUAGAAAGAAACCACAUAAGCAGAAUGGAAUGAAAAUAUUUCACGGUUUUAAUGUAAAA